ACAUUUCUCUGAUUCUCCCCUCAAUCGCCUCCACCGUUUGCUCGUUUUCCAGUUACUUUUCUUCACCGGAAAACAAUGGCCGGACGAGGCAAAACCCUAGGAUCUGGUGCGGCAAAGAAGGCCACUUCAAGAAGUAGCAAAGCCGGUCUUCAAUUUCCCGUCGGUCGUAUUGCUCGUUUCUUGAAAGCCGGAAAGUAUGCCGAACGUGUCGGUGCCGGAGCUCCGGUCUACCUCGCUGCCGUCCUCGAAUACCUCGCCGCGGAAGUCCUUGAGUUGGCUGGAAAUGCAGCAAGAGAUAACAAGAAGACUAGAAUCGUGCCAAGACAUAUCCAAUUAGCGGUGAGGAACGAUGAGGAACUAAGCAAGCUUCUAGGUGAUGUCACAAUUGCUAAUGGCGGUGUUAUGCCGAACAUCCACAACCUUUUGCUUCCAAAGAAGACCGCUGGUUCAUCUAAGCCAUCUGCCGAUGAUGAAUAGAUAGAUAGAGAGAGUAAUGGAAGACAAUUGAUUGCCAUUUGCAUCGAGAUCUGGUUUGAUUUAAGUCGUUUAACUUUGGAAAUUAGGUUUUAUGAUCUUCAUUUUGGGGAAUCGAAUCUGUAUUGGUUUUCAAUUAGCUAUUAUGUCUAUAUCUGUUAAAUUUAGUUAUAAACUUAUGGUUUCGUGAUUAUGAAAAAGGUUUCGUUACUUCAAUCC
Messenger RNA from Cynara cardunculus var. scolymus (artichoke), 693 nucleotides. Its product is annotated as histone H2A.6. The coding region runs from base 76 to 477 and encodes 133 amino acids. Gene Ontology annotation, molecular function: protein heterodimerization activity; DNA binding; structural constituent of chromatin. Gene Ontology annotation, cellular component: nucleosome. The transcript has 2 exons. Lineage: Eukaryota; Viridiplantae; Streptophyta; Magnoliopsida; Asterales; Asteraceae. The record is from RefSeq and is a predicted model, not a curated record.